AGACUGGAAGAACAGUGGUUCCUUCCAUAGAAAUAGCAAAGUUUGGAAGACAGGUAUUUUUUAGGGGAAGAAGUUCUGUUUUGAAAAAGUUGAAUUCAAAAUGUCUCCUGCAUAUCCAGCUUGAAAUAUCUAAUAGAUAGUCAAUGAUAAGGAAUAGAAGCUUAGGAAUGAGGCUGGGGCUAGAUGUAAUUUUGAGUCAUCCACAUAGAGAUAAUCAAAUCUAUGGGAAUUGUUGAGAUCAGCAGAAGAGGACUCAGGACAGAGCCUUGGGGCACUCAAUAAUGAGAAGGCAAGUUAUAGUUAAAGAGUCAGCAAAGAAGACUUUGAAGGAGCACUCAGACCAUUAGGAGAAGAACGAGGAGAAAGAAGUGUACCAAAGAGGAAAAAAUAUCCAGGAAGACAGGAUAGUCGACAGUUUUCCAAAGCAUCAAAGGUCAACAAGGAUGAGGAUAGAUAAAAAGACCAUCACAUCAGGCAAUGAAAUAUUGCUGGUAACUUUGGAGGGAGUUGUUUCAGUCAAGUCAAAAGGAUACAAAGAACUGAGGAGUGAGUGAGAAAGGGGAAAUUGAGAGGCAGCCGGAGCAGAGAGCUCCCAGCGCAGAGAGCUGAGCCUGCGGCCGGGCCCAGCCUCUUGAUUGUAGCUUAUUGUCCCAGCACCGAGGACAGCGCCGCUCCUCCUCGGCCCUCAGCAACAUAAACCACGUCGCAGCACGCAGAACCCCCUGCCCGCCUAGGGCCCUGGCCCCGCAGCUCCUCGUUCAGCACCGAGGACAGCGCCUCACACCCAACCCCAUUGCUCCCACCACCGCCUCCGAGCAGCCCGCCGGUGCUCAGCCCGAACAUGGCCACCGAGCAGAAACCAUGUUUGCUGAUUGAAUUCGUUGUGUCUCUGGAGGGUCACAAUCUGCAGGAACUCCGGCGCAGUGCCUCAUUGGCCACUAAAGUCUUUAUCCAGCGAGAUUACAGCGAUGGGACCAUUUGCCAGUUCCAGACCAAAUUUCCCCCUGAGCUGGACAGCCGGAUUGAGCGGCAGCUGUUUGAAGAGACUGUGAAGACUCUCAACAACUUCUAUGCUGAGGCUGAGAAAAUUGGGGGCAGCUCCUACCUAGAGGGGUGUCUGGCCUGUGCCACGGCAUACUUUAUCUUCCUCUGCAUGGAGACCCAUUAUGAAAAGGUCCUCAAGAAAAUUUCCAGAUAUAUCCAAGAGCAGAAUGAGAAGAUCUUUGCUCCUCGGGGCCUCCUUCUCACUGACCCUGUGGAACGAGGAAUGAGGGUUAUUGAGAUCUCCAUCUAUGAGGACCGUUGCAGCAGUGGCAGUGCCAGCAGUGGGAGUUCCAGCAGCAGCGGCAGUGCCAGCAGUGGAGGGGGUGGAGGGGCAGGGGGCCGGUGACUGGCCGAGAGUCCCUGCAGGGAGCUGUACUGCCGGGAUGAGGGCCUCUCAGAUCUUCGUAGGCUGCGCUACCAGAGCACCCGCUUCUGAGUCGCCCUCUCUACCUGCCACUCCAUUGGGGUGGGGUGGGGAGGGAAGAGGGUGGCUGGCCCUGAGAUUAAACUGUGGGCAGCUAACCUCCAGGGGUCUCUGAUGGGAAGGGGACUACUCUUUACUGCUCAGGUGCCCUCACAGUAGGAGUUGUCCCCAUAUGGACAUACCCCUUCCCAGGCCUGACUCCUCUUUGUCCACUGGAGUGUUCUUUUUUGUUCCUCCUGCUAAGGAGGAGUGCCAUGCCUGGGAUACCAUUAAGGGGCUCUUUCCCUCAGAGGGUCUCUCCUAUUGAGGUCCCAUUUCCCUUCCAGCAGCUUCUCUCUUAGAGAUUGCCCAAGAGGGGACCUUCUAUGCCUGAGCUGAGCAGAGGCUAUAAAACCUGGACAAUACCUCACCCUGCAUGAUUCCUUAGCCUAUAGGACCCCAAACACUGGGUUUCUGUACCCCAAAAUCCAAAUGCUUCCCCUGCCAAAUGCAAUGGGUUGACUACACAAACAACUCUCCUAUAUUCUUUUGCCUGCUCUUUCCCUCUAGUGUCUUCCCCAUAAUCUCUCUCCUCUCUUGCUUUCUGACGCUAUCCUGAGGUCUCAUCCUGUCUGUGAACCAUCUUCCCAUAGGAAUUUGGGGCAAUGAAAAUUACAGGAGGACUUCUCUAAUCCAUUCUCUGUGGAGGCUGGAAGGACCAAGUCCCAGGCUUUUCUCAAGGACCUCUCAUCUUUCCAGGAUUGAAAACCUCCCUGACUUUUGCUUUCUUCUCCCUAGCAAAGUGGGCAGGAAGAGAUACUCUGGUCAGGGCCAGGUCCAACAGUAGCAAUAGGCCAAUGGCCAAAGAAAGAAGGGAAGGAAGGCAUUCCCAUGUCUUCCAUGGAGCUUUAACCCAGAGUUAUUAUUUUUUUUAUGGAGAAACUAGUUAUAGGUCUCAGACCUGAAAGAGAAGAGUUUUAGUCUUAGGAGUUUCUACUUCUGUAAUGAAGACUAUCUGCCUGGGAAGGGAACAUUUGCGAGGAAGUGAUGAUUAAAGGGAAAAAUAUGGAACCCUUAUCAUGGCCAGAAUGGAAAUAUUUGGGUCACUGACCCCUAUGGAAGGGAGGGCUCCUUUAGCCUUUGUUCAAUAAUGUAACUAAUGUCAAAGGCAGAGAGAAAUGAGAAGGGGUAGGUUCAAAGGAAGGGAAGGCAAGCCUUACUUUAUUUGUAGGGAACUAACAUGGCUGAGUUCCAUUGUAGUCAUGUCCCUCUAACCCAAAGCUCCCUCUUCUUCUCUAGCUCUGUUCCCUACUAUUCUUGCUUCACUUAUUUCUUUCCCAUUGUAGCUUUGUGUUACUGAGCAGGUUUGUGUGUGUGUCCCCACAUAGGAACUGGGCAGAUAUGUGUGUGUGUGUGAGUGGGAGAUUUAUUCUAUUGAAAGAUGGCAUGUAGUGUUUGAGACUAUAUGUCCCUUCCUACAGGCAGGCUUCCUGGUGCUCUGCCUGUGAUUAUUAGGCUGUGAUUUCCCUGAAAUGUCUUAGUUUCAUAAGUCAGUGACUUUCCCCCUCUUCCCCACUCCCACUCCUAUAUUCUUGUGAAGGUAAAUAGCUGUGGGACUGGGAUCUUACUCUUCUUGACUAGGGGCUGCCAUGCCAGGUGCUAUUACUUCUAGUUUCUCUCCUGUUACUGGGGCUUCUUCCUCCCAGACCCUAAUCUCUACUCUGUAGAAAGGAAAGGAAGGGAAUCAGAUUCCAGGAGGGCAGCUUCAAACUAUUGGGGUUAUGCCACUGGAAGAUUAUACUAUUUAGACCCUCUCCCUUUAGUCCACCACAAAAGCUGUGGUUCUUCUCUAUCCCCCGUCAAUCAGUUCUUCAUGAUGGCUCUGAGUUGGGGACUAUCAACAUGGUAUAGCAUCAGUGGCCCUCCCAGCCACCUAAGAAACCAUUGUAUCUGAAGACAUUGGCUGGAUAAUUGGGGCUUCGCCUGUUGGCAUGCCAAGGACUUGGCUUUUCCAUGGGGGGAAUUCCCAGCUAUGCUGCUGCAAGUGCCACUUGGCUAGAGAAAAAGCAAACUCCUACCCGCAGUUCCUGUAGCAACAAAAACCAGGGAGCAUCUCUCCCCCAAAGCUGAGACACAAGGAAAGUGAAGAGGAUUAUAGCCUGGCCAGUAGGAAACUGGGAACUCAGCCCCCCUCUAAAUUCAUCCCCUCCCCAAAACACAUAUACACAAUGGGGGGGGGAUGCAAAGAAGCAGGUCAUAAAGAACCAGCAAGGAGUUCUCCAAAGUUUGAAAGAACGAUGGAUUCAAUUUCUGCCAACAGAGGAAUGCCACAUGGACACUUGCCCUGGUCAAUAGACCAGUCCAGGCUGCCAUGGCCAGAGAUAGUCAGGGCUAGGUGACUAUGGCUUGUCUCACCUGAGCCACAGGGAUAAGAAGAGCAGAUUUGGCCAUUUCUGGCCCAGCUUGUUAAUGUAUUUUCUGGUUUUAUGGCAGUGUUCCUUAUUUAAAACCAAUGUAUCUCCACCUACCUUAUGGAUGUCCAUGCAUGAAGAACAAAAACGCCUUUUGUUUUUAACCAAUAAAAGGACCUGCUUGACCUUGAA
This is a messenger RNA of Monodelphis domestica (gray short-tailed opossum), 4050 nucleotides long. The record is from RefSeq and is a predicted model, not a curated record. NCBI's taxonomy places the organism in Eukaryota, Metazoa, Chordata, Mammalia, Didelphimorphia, Didelphidae.